GAUUUUGGAGAAGACGAUUCUCUCUACAUCACCAAGGUAACAACUAUUCACAUGGGCAAUUACACCUGUCAUGCCUACGGCUAUGAAGAGCUAUAUCAGACCCACGUCCUUCAGGUGAAUGUGCCACCAGUGAUUCGCGUCUACCCUGAAACGCAGGCGCAGGAGCCUGGCGUGUCGGCAAGCCUUAAAUGUCACGCCGAAGGCAUCCCUAAUCCCCGAAUUACCUGGCUAAAGAAUGGCAUUGAUAUCAUGCCAAAACUAUCCAAACAACUAACGCUCCUAGCAAAUGGAAGCGAACUUCAUAUCAGUAGCGUUCGAUAUGAAGACACCGGUGCCUAUACCUGCAUUGCUAAAAAUGAGGUGGGAGUGGAUGAGGACAUAUCUUCACUUUUCAUAGAAGAUUCGGCAAGAAAGACCCUUGCAAACAUACUGUGGCGAGAGGAAGGCCUGAGUGUUGGGAAUAUGUUCUAUGUCUUUUCUGAUGAUGGGAUCACAGUCCUUCAGCCAAACGAAUGUGAAAUCCGGAGACACAUCAGGCCCGAAGAGAGGAUUUUCACAAGUUAUGAAGAGAUCUGUCCUAGAGUGGAAGGUGAAGGCACUCAGUCCUGCCUCUGGGCUUCAGCGGUCAAUGUCAGAGACAAGUACAUUUAUGUGACACAGCCUAAGCAGAAUAGAGUAAUCAUAAUUGAUAUCCAGACUCAGAAAGCCAUACAGUCCUUGGAUGUUGACCCAUUACCAACCAAAUUACAUUAUGACAAGUCCCACGACCAAGUCUGGGUGCUUAGCUGGGGUGACAUGCAGAAGUCCUCACCAACGCUGCAGGUAAUACCAGAGGCAAGUGCAGGGGAGGAUCAGCAAGUUAUCCGCACACCGUUUGAAGGAGUGGAUGAUUUUUUUAUACCACCUACAAAUCUUAUUAUUAAUCACGUUAGGUUUGGCUUCAUCUUUAACAAAUCGAAAUCCGCAGUUCACAAAAUUGACCUGGAAACUGUGACCCACAUCAAGACUAUCAACUUCAAAAACUAUAGCUGCGUUCCGCAGACCAUGGCUUAUACCCACCUGGGCGGUUACUUCUUUGUCCAGUGUAGGAGGAAUAGGCCGGUGGCGGCAUUGCCACAGCUCGUUAUUGACAGUGUCACCGAUGCCGUCAUCGGCCCCAACAGCGAUGUGUCGGGCACACCUUAUAUCUCACCGGACGGACGCUAUUUGGUCAGUGCAGAUGAAGACAGUGGCAGGAUCAAAGUCCAGGCUCUAACUGUCCGAGGGGAAAUCAAGUUGAUAUAUGACUUACAAACAAACGUACACGUAUCUGAUCUGACAUUUCAACCCUCUUUCACUGAAGGCAAUCAGUACUAUAUAUAUGCUACUUCACAUUUGCAAGCAGAUGUGCUUUUUGUAGAGCUGUCAACGGGGAAAAUGAAUGUACUGAAGAAUUUAAAGGACCCUAUCACGUCCAAAGACUGGCCCUGGAGCAACUACAACAGAAUUAUGAAGGACAGUGGAUUAUUUGGACAAUAUCUCAUUACACCAGCUAAAGAUUCUUUGUUUGUUAUAAACGGGAGGCAAAAUACGUUACGCUGUGAGGUUUCAGGUAUAAGGAGGGGUAACACAGUGGUCUGGGUUGGAGAGGUAUGAAAGGGCAAUAGCAGUAGAGCCUUUGGCGGGCAAGUACCAGUUGGACCUUUACACUGCAACAAAUGAGCAGUAGCAUUGUAUAUUUUUAC
Messenger RNA from Phaethon lepturus (White-tailed tropicbird), 1724 nucleotides. RefSeq names its product follistatin-like 4 (gene FSTL4). The transcript has 9 exons. The record is from RefSeq and is a predicted model, not a curated record. The annotation marks the transcript as partial. NCBI's taxonomy places the organism in Eukaryota, Metazoa, Chordata, Aves, Phaethontiformes, Phaethontidae. Gene Ontology annotation, molecular function: protein binding.